AUGAAGUUUUACUCGUUACUUGCAUUGGCCUGCGGGUUAUGCCACGUUGGUGCUGCUCCCAUUAGAACAGUUUUGGUCACUCAUACCAUCUGGGUGACUCAAAAGGCGGCAGUUGAUUCUACAGAAGCUACUUCAGUUAUCUCCGCCACAACACCAGCUGUUGAAACUGCCACAACCACUGGUGGUUUCUUAGACAAUAUAUUAAAUGCCGCUUCUGACGGAUCUAACAUCUUUCAAGUGUCUGCUUUGGACGUUCAAUUGGGUGUGGCUAAGAGCUCAGCCACAGUUGUUACAUCGGCCACUACGACUGUUUCUACGUCCGCCGCCACUGCUACUACUACUUCCGCCAUUGAAUCAACCACGGUUGGUACUUCCACCGCCGCCGCUGCUGCCUCCUCCACAUCACCCACUGGGUCCAUCUACUCCGGUCAAGGUACCUUUUACGAUACCGGUUUAGGAGCCUGUGGUUGGACUAGCACAGACUCUGACUACAUUGUGGCCAUUGAUAUCAAGACAUACAAUGCCCACAAUGUCGACAGCAACCCCAACCACAAUAGUUUGUGUGGGAAGAUGAUUAGAGCCUUUUACCAAGGCAAAUCUGUUGAUGUGAAGGUUGUGGACGCUUGUGAAGGUUGUAAGGUCAAUGACUUGGACUUUUCACCCAGUGCUUUCCAGCAAUUGGCUAAUGAGUCUCUUGGAAGAAUUGAUAUCACUUGGGAAUGGUUGUAG
Lizanozyma spartinae is the source of this 729-nucleotide messenger RNA. RefSeq names its product Dag7p (gene DAG7). The coding region runs from base 1 to 729 and encodes 242 amino acids. Lineage: Eukaryota; Fungi; Ascomycota; Pichiomycetes; Serinales; Debaryomycetaceae. The transcript has a single exon. The record is from RefSeq and is a predicted model, not a curated record.